Coccinella septempunctata (seven-spotted ladybird) is the source of this 4317-nucleotide messenger RNA. RefSeq names its product transcription factor HNF-4 homolog (gene Hnf4). Gene Ontology annotation, biological process: regulation of transcription by RNA polymerase II; anatomical structure development; cell differentiation. Lineage: Eukaryota; Metazoa; Arthropoda; Insecta; Coleoptera; Coccinellidae. The record is from RefSeq and is a predicted model, not a curated record. Gene Ontology annotation, molecular function: nuclear steroid receptor activity; zinc ion binding; RNA polymerase II cis-regulatory region sequence-specific DNA binding. The transcript is spliced from 9 exons. Bases 341 to 1849 code for a protein of 502 amino acids. Gene Ontology annotation, cellular component: nucleus.
ACACCAUCGUGAUUGAAAAGAUAAGAGAUGUCACGUCGAUUGAUGUUCAAAAUAUCGAAGAUUCUUGUAAUGAAACAAGCGUUUCAUCAUUCCCAAUUAAUGGAUGAACCGAGUAAAUAAUAUGUCCAUUCCUUUCUACCACGUGAUCAAACUCGAACAUACAUUAUACAAAUUAGAAUGAGAUAGCUUGCUCAAUAUCAUUGAGACUAUCGGUGAUAGCCUGGGUUGUGGUAAUAUCUGAACUGAUAGUGAAAUUUUUAGCCAAACAAAAGUGUUUCGAAAACUAGUGAGUGCGUUCAAAAUCGUGACGACCUUUGGCUUCAUUUCAAGGACUUGAAUCAUGGAAACUGAAGAGCAACAGGUUGUUCUAACCUCCAACAGUCAACAACCUUCCGUUAUUGUACAGAAUAUAGCUACAAUCAACGCAACAACUGUGACUGUGGAUUCGGAGAUGACCAUGGCUGGUGGAUCGAACCCACUCUCGGCCACAAUUUCCAACGCCGGAUCUCCCCCAAGUGCUUCAGUGUUGAAUCAAAGGUGUGCCAUUUGCGGUGAUAGGGCUACUGGAAAACACUAUGGUGCAGCGUCAUGCGAUGGAUGUAAGGGAUUUUUUAGAAGAUCUGUUAGGAAAAAUCACCUUUAUACCUGCAGGUUCAGCCGAAAUUGUGUAGUGGAUAAAGAUAAAAGGAAUCAAUGUAGGUACUGUAGACUGAGAAAAUGUUUUAAAGCAGGCAUGAAAAAGGAAGCUGUACAGAACGAAAGAGAUAGAAUAAGCCUUAGGAGGCCUAGUUACGAAGAAAAUAAUCAAAAUAAUGGACUCUCGGUUAGUUCCCUCUUGAACGCCGAGAUGCUAUCAAGACAAGUUGGUGCAGCUUUGGAACAGAUGGGAUCCACGCCAGUUAAUGAUUAUGAUUUAUCGAACAAACAAUUAGCAAAUAUUAAUGAUGUUUGCGACUCUAUGAAACAGCAGUUGCUUAUCUUGGUUGAAUGGGCAAAAUACAUACCUGCUUUUACAGAACUGCUUCUCGACGAUCAGGUAGCACUUCUCAGGGCUCAUGCAGGUGAACAUCUUUUGCUAGGUUUAGCAAGAAGAUCUAUGCAUCUCAAAGACAUUCUCUUACUAGGAAAUAAUUGCAUAAUUACCAAACAUAGUCCGGGUGUUGUGAUGUUAGCAGACUCGAGAAUAUCGCCCGAUCUGGACAUAUCCCGGGUUGGCACGAGAAUCAUGGAUGAGCUAGUCAAACCAAUGACCGAGGUGCAAGUGGAUGACACCGAAUUCGCCUGUCUAAAAGCCAUUGUGUUCUUCGAUCCAAAUGCAAAAGGACUAAGUGAACCGGCUAGGAUAAAGGCUUUAAGGUACCAAAUUCAAAUCAACCUAGAAGACUACAUAAGUGACAGACAAUACGACAGUAGAGGAAGGUUUGGCGAACUUCUUCUCACCUUACCAGCACUUCAAUCAAUAACAUGGCAAAUGAUUGAGCAAAUUCAAUUCGCCAAACUGUUUGGAGUGGCACAUAUAGACAAUUUACUUCAAGAAAUGUUACUUGGAGGUAACUUCACGUUGUGUGCUAGUAUUGAUACAACAGUUAUCACACCUCAAACUUCCAGCAACAACUACCAAAGUGCAAGUGAUUCAGCAGACAGUCCAGUUACGUCACCAACAAUGACUCAGUGUAGCAGCCCUUCUGAUCAAAUAAUGAAUGGAACAAUGCCCACUUCACCACUUUCUACUAGCAACGGUCCUAAUGUGGUUAUUAUGAGAGACGUUCCGCUAGAGGAGAAUGCCUUCAUUUCUUUCAAACAAGAGCCUCUACCAACUGAAAGUGAAACACAUAAUUUUCAUAGUUAAUUUUGUAUUUUUUGAACUGGACAUUGGUCGGCAGAGAAGCUAAAAUAGGUGAUAUUAGUGAGAAUAUUUGAACUGCAAGAUAUUCAGUGCCUUUAUAGACUGCAAGAAUUUGUCAGUGAGAAAUAUUUAAUUUCUGGUUGGAUCUGUACAAUCUACAGAAUUAAUUUCGCAGAGAUAAUUAGAAUAUGGAAACGAUUUUUUGCCAGUAGCGAUUCAAUGCCCAAAAUAACAUCUAGGAGAUGAAAUAAUUGCCUACAUAAAAAUAAUGCUGACAAUCCUCAGCAUUCUCUAUUUGCUACAUUUAUGUAAAUUUUGAUUUGGUAUCUACCAGAGUUCAGACAAUUUUAUCGAAAGGAGACACGAAAAGCUAAAAUAAGGAAAACUUUCGAUUUGAUGCAGACUUAUUACACAGAAAUUCACAUAGCAAAGUAUGUUUGUAAUUCUGGAAAAUAUUCUGCAUCUGAAAAUUAAUUUAAAUCAUAUUAUGGAGGUUUAAUUGAAUACAAUUGAAUUAUUUCGUCGGAAACAUGAAUGCUAGCAAGUGCUUUUGGACAUAAAUGGUAUAGAAAUUCCAUAGAGUGUUUGGUAAUAUGCCAUACUGAAGAUAUAGAGUGCCAAAUCAAACUUACAAAAUAUAAUCAAGUGCACAGUUAAUUUUUUUUAACAAUUUAAUGUGCUUUAGGAGGCUGUGAAAACUUUAGUUUAUCUGAAUGUAUAUAAUGAAUAGGAAGAAAGAGAAUAAUUUUCACGAAAUAAAUUUCAUUGAAGAUAAUGGGAAAUUCUCCUCAAUUUGGCUUAUUACUGCAAAUGUUUCAACUCAAUGAAUGCGAGUUUCACUCAUGAGUUUUUCAAGUUCGCUGCAGAAAUUGUCCAAAUUCAUAUUUGAUAAGAGGUUAGAACUUCGUUUCUCCAAAACUCGAUUCUCUUCAAAGAUUUGUAAUGGUUCUAAGAAAGAGAUGAUUGACUCCUGAAUGAGACGAGACUUUGGGCAUUUGAAACGUUCACAGAAUGAUGUUACGUCUUGUUUACUGAAUAACAACUUAUGAUUUUCAGGAAGGCGUCUUCGUUCAUCAAGUUUAUCUUAUCCACGUUACAUGUAACCCAAGAUGAUAUUGCAAAAGAGGUGCAAUAAUAGUAGAUCUGAAAUCAUAAAAUUAGGCGGUGGCGUGCACUAAAUUUAAAUAAUGAAUUCAAUUCUUUAUUCACUAACUCGAUUAACUCGUGAAGGUUUAUCUGCACUUCCUGCGACUUAUUUAUUAGAUAAACAACGUUUUCUUACAAAAGUUGAAGGUAUUUCAAAUUAUUUCCUUUUAAUUGUAUCUACUGUCUAUGCUACGCCAUUCCUAACGACAGAGUUCUGUCAGUGAACUUGACAUUGUCACCUUCUACGUCAUAGCCCUUCCAAUCGGCUUUGAACUGAAUUGCACAUCCCUUGCUAUAUUUUCUUCAACAUAACCAAUAUGUUGUCCUAUAUUAUCUACGUUAUCUGUAGUCGAUGUUGCCGAAUGGUGAGAUAUAGAAACGAACCCCCAUAUUCAUUCAAUACAUGAAAUAAGUUAACCGUCAACAAAGUUGAAAUGAUGUGUUUCAAACACAUGUUUUGAAGAUAUUUUAUAUAAAAUACUCAAUUCAUUUCGUCGUAAGGAGAAUUCCCCAUUAAAAAGCUAUAAAUCAAGUGCUUCCUUCAGAAGAGCAUGUAGAUAUAGCGUUUUCAUCAUGUUUUGUAGCGGCAAUAAAAAGAUUUCGAUUUCACUGGAACGGGAAUGAAUUUUCAUACCUUUGCGAAAUAUGACAAAGUAAGAAAAUAUACAAGAACUGUUGAAUAAAGCUUCACAAUGACUUCAAACAAUGUGAAGCACGGAAAUCAUCAAACAUAUGGACUUACCUGAUCUAAAUUUGAUGAAAAUGCUUAUAACUCUUGAAAAUUUCAUGAACUUUUGAGUGUUACUGGGAUGGAUUGGUGCUCAAGUUUUUUUUUAUGUUAUCAUCUAUUUAUAUUUUAACUUCAUUAUGUUGUAUGUAGAAUAUAUAGAGAAAUAUAUUCCUUUAUGAUAUGAAUUUUUUAUAACCCAUUUCGAGGUGAAUUGUUAUAGAACUUUUUGUUAAAGCUGACUUGGAAUGCUCACUCUUCAUGUUUUUAUUUUAGUUGAAUGUCUUAACUAUGGUUUUAUGGUUGAGGAAUGGCUCAAUGUAAGUUUCAGCUGUUGUUAUGAAACUGGUUAUUAUAUACUUUAUCUAUAAGAGAUUUAUUCAAUAUAGGUGUUUGUGUAAGAUCACAUAAGUUGAUUUAUAUUUGUAAUGGUAUUGAAAACUGGUUAAAGUUUGUAAAUGAGUCACUUUAAAAAAAAAAAUUGUUUUGAAGCGGUUUUCAAUUCAACCAACUUCAGUAUCUUAUAUACACCAAUCUAAAAGGCUGGAGGUGGCAAUAAGUUGUUAAUUUUUCAUUUUAAUAAACACAUGAAAUUAUU